AUGCACAGGACGUUCAUUGAGACUCACAGCAUGCCCUCAGGCAUGGGGUGCACCCUCAGAGAGUACCUCUGCCUUUCAGGCAAAGAGAGUGCCUUCAGGCACGGGGAGUGCCUUCUGGCACUGGUAGUGCCUUCAGGCAUGGCACUGGGCAUGCCUAACCCUUCAGGCAUGGGGCGAGCCUUCAGGCAGGGGGAGCCUUCAGGCAAGGGGCGAGCCUUCAGGUGUACCAACAUUCGACCAGGAGAGACUGGAAUGGAUGUAACAAGCCGCUGCACCCUUGGAGACCCCAAUAAACUGCCAGAAGGGGUUCCCCAACCCGCCCGCAUGCCCUAUAUUUCAGACAAGCACCCUCGACAAACCUUGGAAGUGAUUAAUCUUCUGAGAAAGCAUCGGGAGCUAUGCGAUGUGGUGCUAGUUGUGGGCGCUAAGAAGAUAUAUGCCCAUCGAGUCAUUUUGUCAGCCUGCAGUCCCUACUUCCGAGCUAUGUUUACAGGAGAAUUGGCAGAAAGCCGUCAGACAGAAGUAGUGAUCCGAGACAUAGAUGAGAGGGCUAUGGAACUACUGAUUGACUUUGCGUAUACCUCCCAGAUAACUGUGGAAGAGGGCAAUGUUCAGACCCUUCUGCCAGCUGCUUGCCUCCUCCAGUUGGCAGAAAUACAGGAAGCCUGCUGUGAAUUCUUAAAGAGACAAUUAGAUCCUUCUAAUUGCCUGGGCAUUCGGGCUUUUGCUGACACACAUUCAUGUCGUGAGUUGCUAAGGAUAGCAGACAAGUUCACUCAACAUAACUUUCAAGAGGUGAUGGAAAGUGAAGAGUUCAUGUUGCUUCCAGCCAAUCAGCUCAUUGAUAUAAUAUCUAGUGAUGAACUAAAUGUUCGCAGUGAAGAACAGGUGUUCAAUGCAGUGAUGGCCUGGGUCAAAUACAGUAUUCAAGAAAGACGUCCUCAGUUACCCCAGGUGCUGCAGCAUGUUCGUCUGCCUUUGCUUAGUCCCAAGUUCCUGGUGGGCACUGUAGGCUCUGAUCCCCUCAUCAAAAGUGAUGAGGAGUGCAGAGACUUGGUAGAUGAAGCUAAAAACUAUCUCCUCUUACCUCAAGAACGACCACUGAUGCAAGGACCAAGGACAAGACCACGGAAACCUAUCCGAUGUGGAGAAGUACUCUUUGCAGUUGGUGGCUGGUGCAGUGGAGAUGCUAUUUCUAGUGUUGAACGAUAUGAUCCACAGACCAAUGAAUGGCGAAUGGUAGCUUCGAUGAGCAAAAGGCGAUGUGGAGUUGGGGUCAGUGUUCUUGAUGACCUGCUGUAUGCAGUAGGAGGCCAUGAUGGAUCCUCAUAUCUCAAUAGUGUUGAAAGGUACGACCCCAAAACAAACCAAUGGAGCAGCGAUGUGGCUCCCACAAGCACGUGCAGGACGAGUGUUGGUGUGGCGGUGCUCGGAGGCUUUCUCUAUGCUGUGGGGGGCCAGGAUGGCGUGUCCUGCCUCAACAUUGUUGAGAGGUAUGAUCCAAAGGAAAACAAAUGGACUCGAGUGGCUUCUAUGAGCACCAGAAGACUAGGCGUGGCUGUGGCUGUGUUAGGAGGGUUCUUAUAUGCCGUAGGUGGCUCUGAUGGGACAUCUCCACUCAACACAGUGGAACGCUACAAUCCUCAGGAAAACAGAUGGCACACCAUAGCCCCUAUGGGGACCCGGAGGAAACACCUAGGCUGUGCAGUGUAUCAGGACAUGAUCUAUGCCGUAGGAGGUAGAGAUGAUACUACAGAGCUUAGCAGCGCUGAGAGAUACAACCCCAGAACUAACCAGUGGUCUCCAGUGGUGGCUAUGACAUCCCGCCGUAGUGGAGUUGGCCUGGCAGUGGUGAAUGGGCAGCUCAUGGCUGUAGGAGGCUUCGAUGGCACAACGUACUUGAAGACCAUUGAAGUUUUUGAUCCUGAUGCAAAUACAUGGAGGUUAUAUGGCGGGAUGAAUUACCGUCGGCUGGGGGGUGGUGUAGGAGUUAUUAAAAUGACACAUUGUGAAUCCCAUAUAUGGUGA
This is a messenger RNA of Puma concolor (puma), 2028 nucleotides long. The record is from RefSeq and is a predicted model, not a curated record. NCBI's taxonomy places the organism in Eukaryota, Metazoa, Chordata, Mammalia, Carnivora, Felidae.